Messenger RNA from Cydia amplana, 2071 nucleotides. RefSeq names its product serine/arginine repetitive matrix protein 1-like. Bases 101 to 2071 code for a protein of 656 amino acids. The record is from RefSeq and is a predicted model, not a curated record. Lineage: Eukaryota; Metazoa; Arthropoda; Insecta; Lepidoptera; Tortricidae. The transcript is spliced from 2 exons.
AACCGAUAUACAUGCUCUUACAGGUUAUGUUAUUAUUAUAACCUUAAAUUAGUUAUUUAAAUAAAAUAUUGAGAAGAAUAGUGCACCGUCCACUGUAGCAAUGGGGUCGUCAGACGAGGAGUUUGGUUGGACGAACACAUCAAAUGAUGACUCCAAUACGGAACCGGAAAAGCCAUAUGAUGGCGAAUCAGAGUCUGGCAAAAUCUACAAAAAGAAACUUCAAAAGGAGCUGUUUCAAAAUGGCGACCACAAUGAGUCUCACGAGCGUAAAAAACUCAAGAAGCUGAAGCGAGAGGAGUCCUCCUCCCUAUCCCUUUCACCCCGCCGCGUCAAACGCGAGUCUCUCGCCAACGGGCACGAUGACUCCGCCGCGGCCGAGCACAUGCUCAAGAGGAAGAUCAAGGAAGAAAAAGCGAGCUUCGCCGUCCCGCGGGGCUCCCCGCGCAAGCGCCGCGCCUCCGCCGCCAACAUCGAGCCCGAGCCCGAGGCCGAGCCCGAACAGCCUCGAAAGAAAAAAAAGAAGAAGCGCGACAAAGAAAGAGACGAACAGGAAUCCUCCGCUCCUGAGGCCGUCGACGGCCCCGCCGCGGAGCCCGCAGAGAACCCCGACGAUGCCGCCACCGACGAGCCGGCCGAGGGCUCCGAGCCCCCCAAGAAAAAAAAGAAAAGAAAGAAAACUGUAAGAGAAUCCUCAAACGACCGGGAACAUUUCGACGGGAGGUGGAAAUUCGAGGCGGAGGAGACGGUCGUCCGGGAACGCCCGACGCCAAAGAAGCGCGAGGAAGAAGUCGAGCCUUUCACGAGUAAGGAGUUCGUCAGCGACGACGAUUCCUCGGAGGACGAGCGGCCCGCGGCUCCCCCGGCGCGCUCCCGAGCUAGCCCGAGCGACGCCGAGUCCGUCGAACCUCCCCGGCGAGCGAGAACGUCCGACAGGAUAACCUUCGAGGAGGAGUCGCGGGCCGAGACCGCAUCUAAAACUCGAAAAGAAUCGCACGCGUCGACGGAAUCUCCCCGCCGACCCCGACUAUCGGAAAGGAUCACGUUCGAGGAGGACUCGCGGGCGGGGCCCGAACCUCCCGCGCCGGCUCAAAAGAUAACUCGGAGGGGAUCCCCGCCCGUCGAACGCCGGAGGAUAUCCGAGAGGAUCACGUUCGAGGACUCCGACUCGGAGCCGGAGCGGGCGGCCGAGCCGCCGGCCGCGGCGCGGGCGGCCUCGCCCCCGGCCCCGGGGCGCGGCGCCGAGGCGGCCGGCCGCCUCGGCAGGUUCCUCCGGGCCCACGCGCACAUGCGCCCCGUCCUCGGCGAGUUCCCGCCCGGCGCCGCCGUCACCGCCGACGACGACGUGUGGAUCGUCCGCUGCCCCCGGGACCUGCCCGUCGGCGCGCUGAGGGGGAUCGCGCUCGACGUCGACUUCAGGAGCAAGGUGAAGAUCGGCGGGCGGGCGUACGAGGCGACGCCGGCGGCGGCGGGACAGGGCGGCGCGCGCGUGGCGCUGCUGGCGCCGGCGGCGCGCGGGCGCGGGUUCUGCGUGCGCGCCGUGCCGGUGCGCGGCGAGCUGCGCCUGCGCGCGCGCCCGCCGCGCGUCCCGGCGCCGCGGCAGCAGGACGACGGCGAGCCGGAGCGCGUCCCGCUGCCCGAGACGAGGCCCAGGCACCCGCUGCUGGGCGCCGACUUCGACCGCGCGCUGCCGCCCGACGUGAGGAGACGUCUGGCCGCCGCCGGCGCCCGCUCGGAGGAGGUCGUCGACGAGGUCGAUCGCGACGCGCGGCGAGACAAAAAGAAGAAGAGAAAGAAGCGCGGGGAGCGCCCGGACCCCGAGCCGGAGCCCGAGCCGGACCCCGAGCCGGAGCCCGAGCCGGAGCCCGAGCCGGAGGUCGAGCCGGAGCCCGAACGGAGGAAACGCAAGCGGAGACGCGGCUCGGGGCCCGGGCCGCGCGAGCCCGAGCGGGAGCGGGAGUCUCCGCCGCGGAAGAGGAAGGUCAAAAAAGAAAAGAGAGAUAAGAAGCGGCGCGACGACGCCGCCGUGUGGGACUCCGAGCGGGCCAUCGAGGAGAACCUCUUCGACUUUUAA